This is a messenger RNA of Penaeus monodon (black tiger shrimp), 4125 nucleotides long. Its product is annotated as E3 ubiquitin-protein ligase XIAP-like. The record is from RefSeq and is a predicted model, not a curated record. NCBI's taxonomy places the organism in Eukaryota, Metazoa, Arthropoda, Malacostraca, Decapoda, Penaeidae.
AUGGGCGGAGGCAACAGAGACCAAAACGUUUUGCCACAGUCGUGGGGUUCAGUUCCGCGGGUCUCAGAGCGCGAUCAAGAUACGGGAGGGUCCUCUGCAACAGUGUGUGCAAGGAUCCUAAAGGAGAAUCAGACCUGCGUGCAACAUAAGGAGAAAUGAUGACUAGUAAAUGCAUGGAGGCAAUCGAAGGGUGAAAGGGAUAUGCAGAAAGAAUUUCAAGAGUUCUUGCAUCCCAGUAGCUCCCGACAGCGAAGCCAGCUGUUAUAGGAAUGUGAAAGUAAAUUUGCUUUAUCACAUAUUUAAGAGCAAGUUAUUUGGAAGAACUUUUGAACCAAAAUCUCUUUUUAAGUUUUGUACGCUAUUUAUAUUGUCUUACUAGUGUUCUAUUAGUGAGAGUUACUAUAUAAAACAUAUACGUCUUGAGAGUGUCGUGUUUAUAUAAUUAAAAAAAAAGUGUUUAAGAACCAAAGCUUGUUAUCAGAGGAAUAUAAAUUAGUGAAUACAAGAAGUAUAUAAAGAGCAAGAAACGAAACUGUUUAAAAGAAGGCAUUCAGUAAUUAUUUUAUUCACUGAGCAAAGAUCUUGUCAAGAAAGUGUUACAUAACCAGAAUCAGGUCAGAAUAAUAUUGUAGUAGAAGAAGAUGGGUGAUAUGUCCCACGAUCAGCGAAGCCUUGCCAGGGAGGAGUAUCGGUUGAAUACCUUUGGGAGCAGUGACUUCGUUGUUGACAAGAAGAAGUUUGCCGAGGCGGGGUUUUAUUACACAAAGAAAGGAGAUGACGUGAAGUGCUUUGACUGCAAGUGGGAAGUGGAUGCCAAGACCAUCAGUCCGGCAGAUGACAUUGCAAGAAUUCACAAAGAGAGAAGACCUGACUGCCCCUUUGCACAGGGUUUAAAGACCAUUCCCAGGCCCACUAGAAAUAAAACCUUUAUAUCUUAUGAUAGUCUGAGAUACGAGAAAGAGCGAUUGGAGACUUUCAUUGACUGGCCUGUGAAGUGGCUGGAUCCAUCAGAGUUAGCCAGUGAUGGAUUCUACUACUUGCGCACAGCCGACCACUGCGCUUGUGUGUUUUGCCGAGGCAUAGUGGGCGCUUGGGAGGUGGGAGACACACCAAGAGGAGAGCAUCAGCGCCACUUUCCACACUGCCCAUUUAUCAGGGGUCAACCAGUUGGUAAUGUGCCUAUUCAUCAUAGCAACAUCCUAGCCUGUCUACCAAGCAUAGAUUCCACGGCCCAGAGCAAUAGUACCAGCACUCAGAAGCGAGGCACAGAUGAAUGCGGAACGUCAAGGCACAUGGCUGGUUCCUAUCCAGAAUGUCGUGGACCCCCCAACAAGCCUGACGUGUCCUGGGAGGAGAUUGGCCUGCCGCAGUACUCUGGGCCAAAACGCAAGGACUUCCUGACGUGUGAGAGUCGACUUGCAAGUUUCGUGAGGUGGCCUGAACGUGUCACCCAGAAGCCAAGUGAUUUAGCAGAUGCUGGAUUCUUUUAUUGUGGCUUGAGUGACCAUGUCCGUUGCUUCCACUGUGGGAAUGGUCUUCGUAACUGGGAGAAAGAUGACAUACCUUGGAAUGAGCAUGCUCGCUGGUACCCUGAGUGUAGCUAUGUUCUCUUGAAGAAAGGACAGGACUUUAUUGACAAAGUUCGACGUGAGAAACCACCAUACAUCCGCAAAGCCCCCGCAGCAAAGCCAAGUACUAGCACAGUAUCGGCAAGUGCCACACCAGGAGGUCGCACAGUCUCUGACAAAGAUUUAGAUCCUUUGAUGGAUUUAGAUAUCAUACGAGGAGUAUUGGGCAUGGGAUUCCCAACACACAUAGUAAGGGCUGCUCUAAAAGACCAGGUUCAAAAGGCUGGUAUGCCAUUUUUCAGCAUGGAGCCCUGUAUUGAGGCUGUCCUUCAGAAAAUGGAAGAAGAAACAAGACAGACACUACAGGCUGACCCUAUUGAGAGUGAAGCAACAGAAAGCCAGGUUGCCAAGAUUCAGUCAAUCCAUUCUAGGAGUGAGACUGCACAAAAUAGUGAAGUAGCUGGUUCCAGUUCUCCAUCCACUUCUGGUGCACAAGCAUCAGCUGCCUCAGAGCCAUCCACUUCUUCAGCCUCUGAGGAUAUCACUGGAACUUUACCCACUCUUCCAACCCCAUCCACAUCUACCAACACAGAACAUUUACCCACACUACCAAGUCCACCUAGAAGUACAGAUACCACAACACCUGUAUCAGGACAACAAGAAAGUUCACAAGAAAGUUCAGCAACAGCACAGAACACAAGCUCCACUUCACCCCAGCAAAGCCAAGGAGAUGACGAGGCAAUGGAAGUCGAUGAAAGAGGUGCAGAUGUCCAUCCCAUGGAACGAGUGAUCAUGCAGGCUGAUGAGAUAAUGAGUAUGGCAGAGGAAGCCUUAAAACCACCAAGUUCAGGUCCUCCUUCUCUGGGCCAGUCAGACCUUAAAGUUGUCGGUGAAGGCGAGGGUUCUGCAGUGUUGGAGCAAGCAUCAACGUCUGGUGUGAAACAUCAAUCUGGAGCAGUUACUUCACCACAGUCUACUAAGGAACUGGCAGAUGAGCUUGAAAGAAUCCGUGACAUUCGCAUGUGCAAAGUCUGCAUGGAUGCUGAGAUGGACGUCGUGUUCCUACCCUGUGCACAUAUGGUUACUUGUGCUUCUUGUGCAGUCGCUCUUACUCAGUGUCCCAUCUGUAGGAAAGACAUCAAAUUCACCAUCAAACCUAUUGUCUCCUGAAGUGUGAAAAUAGGGAAUAAACAUAGUGUGUAUCUGCUUUUGUAAUUAUAGCAUGUAUAAAACAUGUGCACAUUGUAUUCAGAAAUGGGUUUGUAUUGAUUUUUCAUAUUUUCAUACUGAGUUUUACGGCAAUUCUUUUUUAAAGCAACUUUUAAGUUCCUUCCAUAUGAUUGGGAGAAUAAUUAGAUUGAGAAUAUUAUUUUAUAGUUAAAUUUGAAAUUUACUUCCUCUCAUAUAAGUUUUUCACUAAUGCACACAUGCAACCUAACAUGGCUUAUGCUAGUGUGCAAAGCUUUAAAGUUUCCUCUUCAAUGCAAUGCAAUGCAACAUUAUAAAUAUAUAACUACGGAUUAAUGCUAUGCGUCGUAAUUAAAGGACCUCUAUUAGUGAAUCAAUCUGUUUUCCCUUGGGAAAUUCUGUGAUUUAUUCUGAGUAAAAUCCCAUUAUAAGAGAAGGAUCACCGCUUACAUUGUCCUUUGUGAAUUUGGACUUUGAGAUCCCGAAUAUGACAUAUAUGUGACCGAGACAUAUCCAUAUAGAGUGUGUUUGUGUUUAUUUUCUGGUAUCAGUUUUACCUUUCUGCUCAAGCAUAUAUCUCAGAUGCAAAUGGCAUUAAGAAUGUCUUAUCACUGCUGCUUAUUGUACAUUAUUAAGAGACAGAUGAUUUCUAUUUAAUGGUGCUAGAUGGUUUUUACUUGAAUAAACGGCAGUGAAAAUACAAGGCAAGAGAAUGUCAGCCCUCCUUGUAAUGGAUCCCUAUGUGAAGUUUUCUAAGUGAGAGAAGAGACGGUUCCUGGUCUCGUUAUCCCAUUUUCACCUUUAUAAGAUACAAGACGUUGCAGCUAAAUUGUUAUGCUUCAGUGAGAGUUUAAAGAAACAGUUAGCCAAAAUUUGCAGGUUCAUAAAUAAUGUGAAGGAUUCAAAUGCACACAUCCAUGUGUGCGUGUGUGUGUUAAUACACACAAAAUUAUGGAAAAUUCAAGGAAAUACAAUAUAUUUAUUCAGUCGGGGCAGAAAGGAAUUGGCCACCUUACCAAGGCUUCUUCAACAAACAUGCUAUGGUUGUUCAGCAAGAUAAACUCUUCAUAAUAAUAAUGCACCAGUAAGCCAAGCAGAUGAUUAUGUAUAGUUGGUUUAGUCCUGACUUCGAAGGAGAAACUAAGGCGACUGUGAAGUAAAGAAUUUUUGUGGAUUCAUUAAAGGACUAUUAUACUGGUCAGUAAUUUGUUAAGUAAGGUAAAGGCGAUUUUUCAAUACCAUUAAUAAGGAAUUCUGGGUAAAUCUUCGUUAUGGGGGAUGUGAUAGCACUGAAUUGUAUGUUUGUAAAAAUGCUACACUUGACCUAAAGAGGCUUUCAAAUAUCUUUUAAUAAAUGCAAUCACUUAAA